AUGGAUAACAGAGGCUUUCAGCAGGGGAGUUUCAAUAGCUUCCGGAGCAGCUCCAGUGAUGAAGACUUGAUGGACAUUCCAGGGACAGCUAUGGAUUUUUCCAUGAGAGAUGAUGUUCCUCCCUUAGAUGGAGAAAUAGAAGAGGACAAGUCAUACAAUGGUGGAGGAAUAGGUUCUUCAAAUAGGAUGAUGGACUUCUUGGAGGAGCCGAUCCCUGGUGUGGGGACCUAUGAUGAUUUCAACACAAUUGACUGGGUGAGGGAGAAGUCUCGAGACCGGGAUAGGCAUCGAGAGAUUACCAAUAAAAGCAAAGAGUCGACAUGGGCCUUAAUUCACAGUGUGAGUGAUGCUUUUUCUGGCUGGUUGUUGAUGCUACUUAUUGGGCUUUUAUCAGGUUCCUUAGCUGGCUUGAUAGACAUUUCUGCUCAUUGGAUGACAGACUUGAAAGAAGGCAUAUGCACAGAAGGAUUCUGGUUUAACCAUGAGCACUGUUGCUGGAACUCCGACCACGUCACCUUCGAAGACAGAGACAAAUGCCCAGAGUGGAACAGCUGGUCCCAGCUUAUCAUCAGCACGGAUGAGGGAGCCUUUGCCUACAUAGUCAAUUAUUUCAUGUAUGUCCUCUGGGCUCUCCUAUUUGCCUUCCUCGCCGUGUCUCUUGUCAAAGUGUUUGCACCUUAUGCCUGUGGCUCCGGAAUUCCUGAGAUAAAAACUAUCUUGAGCGGUUUUAUUAUUAGGGGCUAUUUGGGUAAGUGGACCCUGAUUAUCAAAACCAUCACAUUGGUGCUGGCCGUGUCAUCUGGCUUGAGCCUGGGCAAAGAGGGCCCCCUAGUGCACGUGGCUUGCUGCUGUGGGAACAUCCUGUGCCAUUGUUUCAACAAAUAUAGGAAGAAUGAAGCCAAGCGCAGAGAGGUCUUGUCGGCUGCAGCAGCAGCAGGCGUAUCUGUAGCCUUUGGGGCACCCAUCGGCGGAGUGUUAUUCAGCCUAGAAGAGGUCAGCUACUAUUUCCCCCUCAAAACGCUGUGGCGCUCGUUCUUUGCUGCCUUGGUGGCAGCAUUUACUCUACGUUCCAUCAAUCCCUUUGGCAACAGCCGCCUGGUUCUAUUUUAUGUGGAGUUUCACACCCCCUGGCAUCUCUUUGAGCUUGUGCCCUUCAUUCUGCUGGGCAUAUUUGGUGGUCUGUGGGGAGCUUUGUUUAUCCGCACCAACAUUGCCUGGUGUCGGAAGCGUAAGACCACUCAGCUGGGGAAGUAUCCUGUUGUAGAGGUACUCGUUGUGACAGCCAUCACUGCCAUCCUGGCUUUCCCCAAUGAAUACACCCGCAUGAGCACAAGUGAGCUCAUUUCUGAGCUAUUCAAUGACUGUGGACUUCUGGACUCCUCCAAGCUCUGUGAUUAUGAGAACCGUUUCAACACAAGCAAGGGGGGUGAGCUGCCCGACAGACCAGCUGGUGUGGGAGUCUACAGUGCCAUGUGGCAGCUGGCCUUGACACUCAUACUGAAAAUUGUCAUCACUAUAUUCACCUUUGGCAUGAAGAUCCCUUCUGGCCUGUUUAUCCCCAGCAUGGCUGUUGGUGCUAUAGCAGGUCGACUUUUAGGAGUGGGAAUGGAGCAGCUGGCUUAUUACCACCACGACUGGGCCAUCUUCAAUAGCUGGUGUAGUCAGGGAGCGGAUUGUAUCACUCCUGGCCUUUAUGCGAUGGUUGGGGCUGCAGCCUGCUUAGGUGGGGUGACGCGGAUGACCGUUUCUCUCGUUGUCAUAAUGUUCGAACUAACUGGGGGCUUGGAGUACAUUGUGCCUCUGAUGGCUGCAGCCAUGACAAGCAAGUGGGUGGCAGACGCUCUUGGGCGGGAAGGCAUCUAUGAUGCCCACAUUCGUCUCAAUGGUUACCCCUUUCUUGAAGCCAAAGAAGAGUUUGCCCAUAAGACCCUGGCAAUGGAUGUGAUGAAACCCCGGAGAAAUGAUCCUUUAUUGACUGUCCUUACUCAGGACAGUAUGACUGUGGAAGAUGUAGAGACUAUCAUCAGUGAAACCACUUACAGUGGCUUCCCAGUGGUGGUGUCCCGGGAGUCCCAAAGACUUGUGGGUUUUGUUCUCCGAAGGGAUCUCAUUAUUUCAAUUGAAAAUGCACGGAAGAAACAGGAUGGGGUUGUGAGCACGUCCGUCAUUUAUUUCACCGAGCAUUCUCCUCCCAUGCCGCCAUACACCCCGCCCACCCUGAAGCUCCGGAACAUCCUGGAUCUCAGCCCCUUCACUGUGACUGACCUCACCCCCAUGGAGAUUGUCGUGGACAUCUUCCGCAAGCUGGGACUGCGGCAGUGCCUGGUUACGCACAACGGGCGGUUGCUCGGAAUCAUUACCAAAAAGGAUGUGUUAAAGCAUAUAGCACAGAUGGCGAACCAAGAUCCCGACUCCAUUCUCUUCAACUAGAAUCACAGGGUUGUGCUGGAUAUAAAACAGGAAGGACAUUGCAGACCAUGGAUGUAUUUUGUUAACUGGGUACCCAAAACACAUUUCCCGUAUUUGGAGGGUGAAGUUAUAUUAUUAGUGUGUUGUCCCUUUCCUCUAAGUUAACCAGUUGCACUACAUAAUCUCUGGAAUUUAAUCUCCUCUUGAGGAGAAAAUACAGUUAGGCUUCUGUGAUAUUGCAUUAGGAAGAUUUUAUGAAAGAGUCAACGAGAUUGCUCUGGUUUCAUUCUUUUUAAUUUUUUUAAAAUUUAAAACAUAAUUGUUAGCCAAUAUGCAAUCACUGAAAACUAUGCAAGAAAAAUUCCAACCGUCCUGACCUAUAGCCUGUAGGAAACUCAUGAAAAAGUCACUUUUUUUGGACUCUAACUGUCGUUGGUGGAAGAUGAAGUGUAAGCUAAGGGGCUUUGCUUUUCCAACCACAGAAAGGAAAGCCAGAAGGAAAAUAGUAAUGGUGUUUUCCAGACUGUGAAAAUUCAGUUCAAAUGUUAUCUUGUUCCUGUUACAAUAUUUAGCAUUAUUAGUUUGUGUGUGUGUAUGUGUACGUUAAUUUUAAUAUCUGAUUAUAAGACAAUGCUGCUUUGGUUAACCUUCUCUAAACGAAUUUAGAGAGGUUGACUUUUAUAGCUUGCUUGUUCCUGGUACUCUUUUGAAGUGCACAAAGAUAAGUCAUGGAACUUUCUCCUUGUCUGCAAAAAGGGUAAUUUUCCUGAUGGUAUCUGUUAGCCAGUAGACAAGGACUUCGUCAUGAAUUUGUUAGUAGCAAGGAAUGAUUUCUUCAGCUUCCUUGGAAUGAAUGAUUAGUAAAGUUCUAAGCAAAAUCAAUGACUAGGAAUUUCACAUUUUCUUGUGAGGUCCCGACUCAUUCUCUUAGCCAGAUGCCGCCUCCAUGAGUGAUGGUGCUUUAGGCUUCUGGAAUAUGUUAAGAGUAGUAAAGGGAAUCACUUUGAGACUGCGUACUGAUAAACCAGGGAAGAUCCCGAGCUAAAUCUGCAUACUCAUGCAUUCCUUUGUGAAGACCACCAGUACUAAAAUAGCUGGGGGCUCAUGCCUCCUCCCAGUGUUAAGUACAUAUAACAGGCCAGUGUUGUCCCUGUGAACAUGAAUUUAGGCUUGGGGUACAUUCAAAUAUAUUUGAGGCAUUGGAAUUAGGAUAGGCAGCUGCGACUCCCUUGAGGCUCCUUAGAAUUCUAAGUAAAACGCAGAGCUAUCCUAAGACCCAGGGGUGUGGACAAGGCCUGGUAACACCAAAGGUGCUUGUUUAUCCAAUUGCAAAGGUGCCUGUCUCAAUUUUCUACCACCUUUACUGCAGUAGAAAACAUCACACUGUAGGGACACCUGGUGGAAUCACAGAGCCACCACCAUCACCAUCAUUCCGACCGACGCCUGGUUUCAUUUUCUGUUGUUUCCCCCAUGUGCAGCUGUCCCUGCUACCAACCUUGUGUUCCCCUCCAUUCUUUUCCCCUACCACUCCUCAGUCCCCAGUCCUCUCUUUGGUAUUGGGCGCCAUGCCUGGUUAAUCAUUCCUCUCUCAAGAAAGAACUCCCAGGGAUAGUUAAAUUGUAAACUGGGGCUCAGCAACCUUCUGGCAUGGGGACCCGAGGUAGCGCACAGCCGUCUGCUUUGCUCUCUAGCGCAGUUGCUGCCGCCAUGCCUCCCUACCUCUUUGUGCCGCUGCCCAGGGCCCGCAGCAGCGGGACUCAACUGCCAGGGCUGUGAGUUCAGCCUUUCCUGUUCUGCAGGUCCGUCCCCCGCACUGUGCGCCAUCCUUCCAGCCUAGAACCAGCAGUCACUCAGCGCAGCCUCCCCUUCCUUCUACCUCCCC
Messenger RNA from Enhydra lutris kenyoni (northern sea otter), 4291 nucleotides. It is a transcript of the gene CLCN5, whose product is annotated as chloride voltage-gated channel 5. The record is from RefSeq and is a predicted model, not a curated record. The coding region runs from base 1 to 2430 and encodes 809 amino acids. The transcript is spliced from 12 exons. Gene Ontology annotation, biological process: chloride transport; transmembrane transport. Gene Ontology annotation, cellular component: synaptic vesicle; membrane; early endosome. Gene Ontology annotation, molecular function: voltage-gated chloride channel activity. Lineage: Eukaryota; Metazoa; Chordata; Mammalia; Carnivora; Mustelidae.